GCAUAAAAAAGUGUGCUUGGCAGUGAGAAAGCUCUUCUCUUGCUCUCUGUGCAAGAAGACCUUCAUUGGAGCAAGGGGGUUGACCGCACACAUGAGAUCCCACGAGAAAAGGUCUAAUUUGAAAGAACCUGAAGUGUGCUUAGCUGCAAAGAGGUGCCACUUUUGCUCGAUGUGUAAUAAAACAUUCAUUAAAGGACACGAUUUGAAAGCACACUGGAGAUCAUGCACUUACCAGUGCACCCAGUGUUUGCAAAGCUUUGAACAUCAGGAGAACUUACAGAAACAUCUGCAGUAUGCUCGUGAGGAGGCAGCUCAACUGGAAGAGGUUAACACGUUUACACCAUCUUUUGAGGAGGAGAUGGAGACAUCCCAGCCCCACAACACUUCCAAUGUUCGUUGCAAUCAAAGAUACUCUUUCAGAGCCAGAACAUGCAGUCUGUGUCACAAGACUUUCAACAGUAUAGCUUUAAUGCGAACGCACCUGAAUUCCAAACAUGCUCAGCUCCCUUACCAAUGCCUCUGCUGUGGAGAGAAUUUCAAGAGGAAGAUUAAUUUCAAAGCACAUAGGAAAGAGCGCCAUCCCACUCCAAGUCUCCAACCCAAGGAGUCCGUCAAAGCCAGAACAUGCCGCUUGUGUCACAAUACUUUUGACAGUACAUUUUUUAUGAGAAAGCACCUCAAAUCCCAACAUGGCCAGCUCCCUUACCAGUGCCUGGGCUGUGGAGGAAAUUUCAUAAAGAACUCUCAUUUGAGGGAGCAUAAAAAAGAGUGCUUUCAGAGACCACAGCAAGACUUGAGGGAGUCAAAUGAGGGAGUCGAUCCAAACCAGCACCAAAGGGAUGUUGAUCCAUCAGAUAGCAGCAGCUCUCUGGCAACAAGGGAGAGUGAGACAGAGAUUCCACAGUCCCACAGCUCUUUAAACCUUAUAACCUCCGAUACACCCCCCACUCAGGAACCCUAUCUUUGUGAAAUAUGUGGUAAGGAUUUCCUGAUGCUGUUUCGAAUGAAAGAACAUAUGAGAGCACACACAGGAGAGCGCCCUUUCCCUUGCCGAGACUGUGGCAAAGGUUUUAGCAGAAGGCGGAGUCUGAAACGCCAUCGAUUGAUUCAUACAGAAGGUCGGCCAUUCCAUUUGCAUGCACUUUAUGCAAGUUGAGCUAUCUUACAAAAAAACACCUGCAAAGACAUAUGAAAAAACAUUGUUUUAAAACAAAACAUUUUAACGGUGUGUAUGAUGUGCAAAAGCUUUUUUUUUUUUUACAGUGAGUAGUCAGUUGAGUCCAGCUGUUGUGUGUACAUUUUCCUAUUUAAGUAACCCAGCCUGAGACCUGAAGACUUGGUUUUACAAGGUGAUGGGCAGGCUUAAGCUCAGCAGGCUAACAGUCUUGUGGUGCACAGGAGACCUGGUCUCGAAUCCAGUAAGUAACACCAGCAACCCCUUCUCACCAAAUUUUUCUACUGAAUUUACUUUUAGUACUGCAAAUGACUUUUACUUUGACUCAUUAUUAUGAUGAAUGUGUCGUUUUAGAUUGUAUUCCUCGUGGAGAAUUGAUAACAUUACUGCCUCAGGUGUAUAUGUGUUCAUCCUGUCCUACAAAUCAAUUACGCAUCUUCUGUUUUAUUAGUCAUGCCACAUGUAAUUUUUUGUGGUGUAAAGUACUUAAGUAAAAAUACUUUAAAGUAAUACUUAAGUCUUUUUUAGGUAUCUGUACUUUACUAUUUAUAUUUUUUACCACUUUUACUUCACUACAUUCCAAAAGAAAAUAAUGUACUUUUUACUCCAUACAUUUGCCCUGACACCCAAAAGCACUCGUUACAUUUUAAAUGCUUAACAGGACAGGAAAAUGCCCCAAUUCACACACUUAUCUAGAGAACAUCCCACCUGUCUAUGAACUGGCGGACUCACUAAACACAAAUGCUUCAUUUGUAAAUUAUGUUUGAUUGUACCCCUGCCUAUGCGUCAAAUAAAUCUCCAAGAAAUUCA
Molecule: messenger RNA, 1984 nt
Organism: Oncorhynchus nerka (sockeye salmon)
Lineage: Eukaryota; Metazoa; Chordata; Actinopteri; Salmoniformes; Salmonidae
Product: zinc finger protein 596-like
Exons: 1
Coding region: 92-1156 (354 amino acids)
Biological process (GO): regulation of transcription by RNA polymerase II
Cellular component (GO): chromosome
Molecular function (GO): chromatin insulator sequence binding
Source: RefSeq, a predicted model, not a curated record